AUGAUAUAUAUCUGUAACAUUGAAUUAGAAGGUCACAAAACAUUAGGAAAAAUGCAAGCUGUAAAGGAAAAGCUACAGGAUAUGAAUGCCAUACGUAAGGCCAAGGCUGAAGCAAGGGCUGAAGAAAAGGCUGAGAAAGAGAUUGCCAAAGCCAGAAUGGAUGUAGCUCACGAGGUUAGGUUGGCAAAAGAAGCUGAAGCAGCAAUGGAUCUACAUGUAGCAAAGGCAGGAAAAAGAGUUGAUAACGAACUUGCAAAGCAUACACUUGAUAAUUCGAAUGCUGCUACAAUGGACGCAGCAAAUGGACCCACUUAUACAGCUAACUGAAAAUCAUGUUUAGACUAGCUUGUAUAAAACAAAACACUUACAUUUUUAUAUAUAGCUUCAAAUAAGCGUGGGAAUAUUAAUACUCCACCAAUGAAAUAUUUUGUAUACUCUAGAAAAGAGAAAUCAUGAAACUAAUUAAUUAUAGUGUGGUUUAUAGGAUA
Messenger RNA from Cajanus cajan (pigeon pea), 488 nucleotides. RefSeq lists its product as uncharacterized. Gene Ontology annotation, biological process: embryo development ending in seed dormancy. NCBI's taxonomy places the organism in Eukaryota, Viridiplantae, Streptophyta, Magnoliopsida, Fabales, Fabaceae. The record is from RefSeq and is a predicted model, not a curated record.